Messenger RNA from Balaenoptera acutorostrata (minke whale), 2852 nucleotides. RefSeq names its product ras homolog family member F, filopodia associated (gene RHOF). NCBI's taxonomy places the organism in Eukaryota, Metazoa, Chordata, Mammalia, Artiodactyla, Balaenopteridae. The record is from RefSeq and is a predicted model, not a curated record. Gene Ontology annotation, biological process: cell migration; small GTPase-mediated signal transduction. Bases 787 to 1422 code for a protein of 211 amino acids. Gene Ontology annotation, molecular function: GTPase activity; GTP binding. The transcript has 10 exons.
CUCUCCUUCCUCGCCGCUUCCCCAGGCACUCUCCCGGCGGCGGCAGCUGCGCCGCCAAAGCCCCGGGCCCCAGCGGCCCCCCACCCUUCACUCUCGCGCUCCCACACUGCCUCCCCCCUCCCGGGGGGAAGGCCUUUUAAUUUAUUUAUUCUGCUGGGACUUAGGUGGGGGGCUUGGCUGGCGGGGGAGGGGGUCUCCCCGAGCUCUACCUCCCGCGGCUGGGGCUACCCUCCGAGCCGCGGCCGCCGCGGCGCGCGCCUGGGGCCUCCAAAACUGUUUCCAAACUGCCAAAACCGGAGGUCCGGGAGUAGCGGCGGCCAAUCAGCGCGCGGCUUCCAUUUUGUGAGUUCAACUCCAAGGCUCCCGGGCUUCGCGAGGACGCGUUUGUAGCCCCCUCUGCCUCUCCUGUCAGGCGGCCGAGACGAGGAAGUCGCCUUGCUGGGGCUUCGUGGUGGUGUAUUUCACAUUGGGGCUCUUUUCGGGGUUUGUAAUUUGGCCGUGGAGCAGUAAACAGUCCUCAGCGAAGCCGCCUUUUGCCAACCCAACCCUGGAAAAUUUGCAGAAGUGGAAGGAGCAGAAAAUGCCAUGAGAGUGUAACUUUAAAAAGGAUCAUGACCGGAGAAGGGGCUCUGUACCCCCAGAGUGGACCGUCCUCCUUUGGACAGAAGCAGGCCUAGUUUGACUCUGACAGUCCUCCCACUAAGGAAUUCCUGGUGAAUAGAAGAAUGGCAUGGGUCCUCGGAACAUUUUGCAGGGCGCCGCCGCCAGUGCUGCCUGCUCCUGGCUAUGGACAACCCUGGGGCCUUAGCCCCGACUGCCGCCCCGGGCCUGGGCAAGAAGGAGCUGAAAAUCGUGAUUGUGGGCGACGGCGGCUGCGGCAAGACCUCGCUGCUCAUGGUGUACAGCCAGGGGUCCUUCCCCGAGCACUACGCCCCAUCCGUGUUCGAGAAGUACACGGCCAGCGUGACCGUGGGCAGCAAGGAGGUGACCCUGAACUUAUACGACACCGCCGGGCAGGAAGAUUAUGACCGGCUGCGGCCCCUCUCCUAUCAGAACACCCAACUCGUGCUCAUCUGCUAUGACGUCAUGAACCCCACCAGCUAUGACAACGUUCUCAUCAAGUGGUUCCCUGAGGUCACCCACUUCUGCCGUGGGAUCCCUACGGUGCUCAUCGGCUGCAAGACAGACCUGAGGAAGGACAAGGAGCAGCUGCGCAAGCUCCGGGCGGCCCAGCUGGAGCCCAUCACCUACACGCAGGGCCAGAGCGCCUGCGAACAGAUCCAAGCCGCCCUCUACCUGGAAUGUUCUGCCAAGUUUCGGGAGAACGUGGAGGACGUCUUCCGAGAGGCCGCCAAGGUUGCCCUCAGUGCCAUGAAGAAAGCACAGCGGCAGAAACAGCACCGCCUGUGCCUGCUGGUUUAACACCUCCCGGCGGGGCCCACAGCCCUCACGACAGAACUGACAGGACCCAGGUCCCCAGGUCCAGACUGCUCCCUGGAUCCUGCCCCCUCCCCAGCUCUCGAAGGGCACUUGGAGUCGGGCGUCUCCAGGGCCUGGUGUCUGGAGCCUGUGGCCAGGCUCUUGGAACAUUCUGGAACUCUCUUCUUUCCCAGCUGGGGCUCUGACCACGAGCUCCCCUCCAGCCUGCGUGGUGGUGGUGGUGGUGAGCGAGGGUGCUGGACUCAGUCCCUCUGCACCCUGGAACGAGCAUUUGUCCCCAGGACUCAGGAGUGCCCUCAUCACAACCAACCCCCAGCUGUGUGUCCCCCUCUGCACACCCAGUAGGUCCUCAGAGCCUGUGCUUGAGAUGAGGAAUGACGUCUGGUAUGAGGAUAAAUGUGGACUUGGCAGCGUUCCACACGGCCCCCAUGCCUGCUCUCCCAAGUCACCCGCCUCCCUGGUUUCCUGAGAUAGGCAUGGCUGCAUCCUCCAGCUUCUUGCUUCCUCCCCGCAGGAACUCAGGCACCAGGAUGGGACCGAGGCCUAUCAGGAGAACACAGGCCCCGGCCCCAAACGUGGGGGGCCGGCACCAGCCCCCUCCCUCAUCCCUUCCAAACAGAGGACUUCAGUCUCAGCCCUCAGCUUGGCUGCCAUCUUUCCAGAGCUGGACGCACAUGAGGCAGAGAAGAACCUCUCUCAAAAAGCAAAAAGUAUUCCCUGGACCAUCCACGUGACCUUUGCUCAGCGUCUCCUCACCUGCAACCCCUCCGCUCGCCACUACUUGCCAGAAACCCGAGAUGAAAAGUGACAUCAGCUCCGAGUGAUCUUGGGCAAGUCAGGUCUCUCUACAGACUGUCUGCAGAAGGACGGCACUGGCUCAUUUAAAUAGUCAUCGAGCUCCCAUCUCUCACAGCCUCCAAUUCUGCCAAGAUGUGGAGAUCUGGAACCAAGGCCAUCCUGGCCUCCUGCGAGAACAGACUUGAUUAACCCCCAGUGCAGAUUCACUGAACCUCCUAGAAGGUCUGGGGUCAGGGGCCCAAGAGUUUUUAAACAAGUGCCCCAGGUGAUCCUGAUGCCCCAGAGAUUGAGAGCUGGUGGCUCCUGAGUAAGCCCAGGAAUCAGCGUUACCUAAGAUGGGAUAAUGGCUUCAGGUGGUUCUUGCCAUCCCUGGUAUCUCCUGCCUCAGCCCCCUCCCUUGCCCAGUGCUUCGGCCCCCACUAGGCCUGAGAAAGAGACUUCUGAAGUCUACGCCACCCCACCUAGGUUCCCCAAGUCCCUGCCACACCCUGGGGAGUCAAGAGAGCAUUCGGUCCAAGGCUUCAUGGACAAAUGAUGGUCUAGGACAGAGGUCCACAAACCACAGUCUGUGGGCCAACUCUUUAUUUUUGUAAAUAAAGUUUUAUUGAAAAACA